This is a messenger RNA of Astyanax mexicanus (Mexican tetra), 2722 nucleotides long. RefSeq names its product transketolase b (gene tktb). The coding region runs from base 151 to 2031 and encodes 626 amino acids. The record is from RefSeq and is a predicted model, not a curated record. NCBI's taxonomy places the organism in Eukaryota, Metazoa, Chordata, Actinopteri, Characiformes, Acestrorhamphidae. Gene Ontology annotation, molecular function: thiamine pyrophosphate binding; transketolase activity. The transcript is spliced from 14 exons.
AAGUGGCUGCGCACCCACGUUGCCUGGCCCCCUGUCACUGUCUCGCUGUGGGACGACACACCAAGCCCUGCAAAAUCUCCCAAACCACCCUCAUCUCUCACACACAAACUCCCAGUUAUUACAGACUCCCUCCAAGAACCGCCUGUGAAUAUGGACAGCUACCACAAACCCGACGAGAAGACUCUUCAGGGCCUGAAAGACAUCGCAAACAAGCUGAGGAUUAACUCCAUCAAGGCAACAUGCGCCUCCAAUUCUGGGCACCCCUCCUCCUGCUGCAGUGCUGCCGAGCUCAUGUCUGUGCUGUUCUUCCACACUAUGCGUUACAAAGCUAAAGACCCCCGCAAUGCCUGCAAUGACCGCUUUGUCAUGUCAAAGGGUCAUGCUGCUCCCAUCCUCUAUGCAGCCUGGGCUGAGGCUGGUUAUGUGAAGGAGGCUGACCUGCUUAACCUGCGCAAGCUUGACUGUGAGCUUGAGGGUCAUCCUACUCCUAAAUUGGCGUUUGUGGAUGUGGCCACAGGAUCUCUGGGACAGGGUCUGGGAGCUGCGUGUGGAAUGGCCUACACAGGAAAGCAUUUUGACAAGUCCAGCUACCGUGUGUACUGUCUGCUGGGAGAUGGUGAAUGCUCAGAGGGAGCUGUGUGGGAAGCUAUGGCAUUUGCUUCCCACUAUGGCCUGGACAACCUGGUGGCCAUCUUGGAUGUGAACCGUCUGGGUCAGAGUGAGGCUGCCCCACUGAAACAUGACACAACUGCGUUCCAGGAGAGCUGCAAGGCUUUCGGCUGGAACACCUACGUGGUUGAUGGCCAUGAUGUGGAGGAGCUGUGUAAGGCUCUUUGGCAUGCAGAGCGUUUCAAAGGGAAGCCCACUGCCAUUGUUGCCAAAACCUUCAAGGGAAAAGGCCUCAAAGGCAUUGAGGAUCAGGAGAACUGGCAUGGGAAGCCCGUCCCUAAGGACCGUGUGGAUGCUCUGCUUGCUGAUCUCCAGGCUCAGAUUCAAGCCCCUAAUAAACAGAUCCAGGCUGAGCUGCCCAAUGAGGAUGCAGCUCCCGUUGAUAACACUCCCAUCCAGCUGCCCACUGCUCCAGAAUACAAGCUUGGAGACAAGAUUUCUACUAGAAAGGCCUAUGGUGUGGCCCUAAAGAGGAUGGGUGAUUCCAGCAAGCGUGUUGUGGCUCUGGAUGGAGACACCAAAAACUCUACCUUCUCUGAGAUCUUCAAGAAAGCCCACCCUGAACGUUACAUCGAGUGCUUCAUCGCUGAGCAGAACAUGGUGAGUGUGGCGAUUGGCUGUGCUACUCGUGACCGCACAGUUGCGUUUGCCAGCACGUUUGCUGCCUUCUUUUCUCGUGCCUAUGACCAGAUCCGAAUGGCUGCCAUUUCCCAAUCUAACGUCAACCUUGUAGGCUCCCACUGUGGCGUUUCUAUCGGUGAAGACGGUCCAUCUCAGAUGGCCUUGGAGGACCUUGCAAUGUUCCGUGCUAUCCCAACAUGCACAGUGUUCUACCCCAGUGAUGGUGUGUCCACUGAAAGAGCUGUGGAGUUGGCAGCCAAUACAAAGGGCAUCUGUUUCAUCCGGACCAGCCGGCCAGACACAGCUGUUCUCUACGAGGCGGGAGAGAAAUUUGAAAUCGGCAAGGCCAGGGUGGUGCGUCAGUCUGACAGUGAUAAGGUGACUGUGAUUGGAGCUGGAGUUACCCUGCAUGAGGCCCUUGCUGCACAUGACCAGCUGGCCAAAGAAGGUGUGAACAUCCGUGUGAUAGAUCCAUUCACCAUUAAGCCCCUGGAUGCGGAAACUAUUGUGGCCAGUGCUCAUGCCACUGGAGGCAGAGUGAUCACAGUGGAGGAUCACUACAAAGAGGGUGGUCUGGGAGAGGCUGUGCUGGCAGCGGUUGGGGAGGAGCCAGGCAUUAUUGUCCAGCGUCUGGCCGUCGACCGGGUGCCCCAGAGCGGCAAACCCCAGGAGCUACUGGACCUAUUUGGCAUCAGUGCCAAGUGUAUCGUCGCUGCUGUCAGACGCACCUUCGCCAACUGAAUCUGAAUCCCUCUUCUAAAACCUCACUGUCCUUCUGCUUCCUCCUGAACUAGCACUAAACCCCUAGAGCCCAGCUGCUUCUGAAGACCCUCCCCUGUUUGGCACAUCCUAAUCUGAAAUCUUAUAGAUUGUCAUCCCCACUUCUCUAAAGUCUUCAUAUUUCACGUAACUUUCUCCUGUAAGAGUUUAUAUGCAGCACCUUCUUCAAAAAAGGAGUGUCCAGGUUGUUGCACAUUUUUGGUUGAAUAGAUCAUGACGAGCAUUUCAGUUAUUAUAUCUGUGCUCUUAAGCUUUACUUCAUCGGCAUUCCAGGCAUUGCAUUCCUCCAGCAUCUUGCCUCAGCUGCUACAACAAUCACUUCAUUGUUGUACGUAUCCGCUGGUCAUUUGUCUGUCCAGUACGAGUACUUAAAUUGUUAAAUGUGUUCACAGUUCUUGAAAUAAUUCCUAAAUGAUGGUGCUUAAGAGAGAGGGUGAUGGAGAGAGGCCUGUAGUGUCAGCCAUUGCAUUGCUUAUGUGUAAGCUACUGAGUUAUGCUGGAGUUGCAUUGGUUGCAGCUGAUGUUGUAACCCGAUUGGAUGUUCCAGUGUCUGUGUGUGUCAUGUUACUGAAGUAUUCAGUCAUUGUGUGUAGACCUGUCUCUGGUUUACACUGCCUUCAAUAUACUGUAAUAAACUAAACUGUUCACACAA